AUGGCUUCGAUCAGGUGUCUAAGGGUGUCCCAGACCCUCUCAAAAUCUUCAAUCCGCCCAGCGCGAUGCACAAGGACAACAGCCGCUGCAGCCCCACUAACACAGCGCCGAUACAAGUCAGGACCUUAUGGCUAUACGCAAGCCAAAUCUCUGGUUUUUAGCAAGUUUGGCGAGCCGGAUGAUGUCCUCAGAAUACACACCCACUCCAUAAGCCCCUCGCUUCCUUCGUCCUCCCUGCUCCUCCGCGCCCUCGCCGCGCCGAUAAACCCAGCCGACGUCAACACGAUCCAGGGAACCUAUGGCGUGAAGCCCGCCUUCUCGCCCCUGAUCGGCACCUCGGAGCCGUCGGUGAUCCCCGGAAACGAGGGCGUCUUCGAGGUUCUCUCGGGCUCCUCGUCCAACGAACUCGGCGACAUAAAAAAGGGCGACUGGGUCAUCCCGGCCAAGACGGGCUUCGGCACCUGGCGCACCCACGCCGUCGCCGAGGCCGGGAGCGUCCUCCGGGUCGACAGGGACGGGCUCACCCCGACCCAGGCCGGCACCGUCGCCGUCAACCCGUGCAGCGCGUACCGCAUGCUGAGGGACUACGCCGACCCACCCCUCCGCGAGGGCGACUGGUUCAUCCAGAACGGGGCCAACUCGGGCGUCGGGCGCGCCGCCAUCCAGCUGGGCCGCCUGUGGGGGUACAGGAGCAUCAACGUGGUGCGCGGGAGGGACACGCCCGAGGAGACGGAGAAGCUGAGGCGCGAGCUGAAGGAGCUGGGCGCCGACCACGUCGUCACGGAGGAGGAGUUCCUGAGCCGCGAGUUCCGGGACCAGGUCAAGGAGUGGACCCGCGGGGGCCGGGAGGGCAUCCAGCUGGGACUCAACUGCGUGGGCGGAAAGUCGGCGCAGAACAUGGCCAAGAACCUGGGGGCGAAUGCCAGCCUGGUCACGUACGGCGGCAUGUCGAGGCAGCCCGUGGUUCUGCCGACGGGCCUGUUAAUAUUCAAGAAUAUCAAGUUCCUCGGCUUCUGGCUGAGCAGGUGGGCGGACCAGAACACGGCGGACAAGCAGCGGACGGUGAACGAGAUCCUCGGCUUGGUGAGGGAAGGCAAGUUCAGGGAUACGCCGGUCGUCGAUGUCAAGUGGGACUGGGACACGGAGGAGAGCACAUUGAGGGAGGCGGUCCAAGGCACACUGCAGGGCUUUAGGCAAGGCAAGGGAGUGUUUGUCUUUGGGGAGACUUAA
Messenger RNA from Truncatella angustata, 1230 nucleotides. RefSeq lists its product as uncharacterized. Gene Ontology annotation, biological process: fatty acid metabolic process. The record is from RefSeq and is a predicted model, not a curated record. Gene Ontology annotation, molecular function: trans-2-enoyl-CoA reductase (NADPH) activity. Lineage: Eukaryota; Fungi; Ascomycota; Sordariomycetes; Amphisphaeriales; Sporocadaceae. Gene Ontology annotation, cellular component: mitochondrion. The transcript has 2 exons. Bases 1 to 1230 code for a protein of 409 amino acids.